AGGAGGAGGAGCCGCCGGUUCUCCGAGGCGCUGCGUUAGGUCGCCGUGCAUCGGCCGCCUCGCCUCAGCGGGGCUUGAGGGAAGCCCGAGAGCCCCCUUUUUUCUUCUCACACGCAGAAAAAAGCAUAACGAUAAUAAUAAUAAUAAUGCCGCAAAACGUCUCCAUGGCGACACCCGCACACAUUUGCAAAGAACCAUCAAUAAAUAAAUGCCAGUUUAUCAAGUUUCUGGAGCGAGCCUGAGGGCAGCCACGCAGCUGUUAACAGUGAUGCGUUUGCUUUGUUGGAAAGUUAUAUUUCGGUUUAUUCGUCUUCAUUCGGCAUAAGUUAAGGGGAGCUACUGUGUGGAAGGAUAAUUCGUAAUAAAAAUAAAUAAAAGCAACCAUCAAGUUUAACCAAAACAAAAAAAGCCCCCACACACCUACAGAGAACAGCAACAAUAAUGUUCCCUCAAAUGGCUAGGAGGUGAGGUGCACCAUGACUGCACAGAAAGGGUUCACUACUGCAGGCAUCCCCAACCUUCAGCCCUCCAGAUGUUUUGGACUACAAUUCCCAUCAUCCCUGACCACUGGUCCUGUAAGCUAGGGAUCCUGGGAGUUGUAGGCCGAAACAUCUGGAGGGCCGCAGGUUGGGGAUGCCUGCACUACUGUACUGCGAGCCACACCAUACAAUUUAAAGUACAUGGCUUCCCCCCAAGUAAUCUUGGGAGCUCUUGUUUGUUCAGUGUGCUGGUAAUUGUAGUUCUGUGAGGGUAAACUCAAUUUCUCAGGAUUGUUUGGGGAAAGCCUUGUGUGGAAGUGGCAGGUGUUAAUGCCAGCAGCAGGCAGGCCUCACUAGGGAGAUCAUUCUUUUGAGUUUAUACAUCUCGCCUUAUUUACGUUUAUUAAACUUUAUUAAACAAAGCUUUACAGUGGUACCUCAGGUUACAGACGCUUCAGGUUACAGACUCCACUAACCCAGAAGUAGUACCUCGGGUUAAGAACUUUGCUUCAGGAUAAGAAAAGAAAUUGUGUGGCGACGGCGUAGCGGCAGCGGGAGGCCCCAUUAGCUAAAGUGGUACCUCAGGUUAAGAACAGUUUCAGGUUAAGAACGGACCUCCAGAACAAAUUAAGGUUUUUUAAAAAUCAUUUUUAUUAAUUUUCCAAUAAAAAACAGCCAAUCAACAUAUAAUCAUAAUCCAAUCCAAUUAAAAACAACAAACAAACAAAAAAGACCAAAUUGUAAUCCCAAUUAUUAAUAAUUAAUUUUUUCCAAGCUUCCCAGAGUCUGGACCUCUUGAAGAAUCUUCCAUAUCUCAUCCCUGACUCCUUGUUCUCCUAUUUUCCACAUUCCGAUUUUAACACUCAAAAGUUUUCCAUCCCUGGCUGUGCGAUUCUCAAUCAUGUCCAAAGUCAUAUAUCCUUAUGUCCAUCGAGUACAGCUUUAGUGUAAAUAUGUAUUUUUCCAACUCUCUGUUUGCCAGCACAACAUUUCCUGACUCCAUUCCAAUCUUCCAAUCCGGCUAUUAUCCAAGUCCUCAUUUAGAGCUUAAUGACGCAGCAACUCCCAUGCAGUUAGGCUGUUAUGUUGCUCCCAUCCAGGCUGCCAUCCAAGUCCUUCUUUGAUGUUAGGCAUGCUGUUUGCGUAUUGCAAUGUAAGUAAACUGUACUGUACUCCACAGAUAUAAAUCAUUCAAAGAUCAAUUGGCCUUUGGAGUGGGGCUCACUUCUGAAUACAGACCGGUCUCGCUAUACAAACACAAUGCAUUCUCAGGAAGUCAGGCAAGCGUUUGCAUAACAAGUCAACACUUUCCAUUGAUUCCAAAAUGAUGGGCGAAACCAGGAAAACCCAUGCUCUCCUGUUUGUCCGAUCUCUCCCCAUCCACCCCUCCCUCCUACCAUGUGAAUCUGCUGCAGUGGAACAGCAAAACACAAAAAAGGAAGAAGUUCCGAUGGUGUACCCUUUCUGACCUGGAGCAGAGGAAGUGCUCAGAGCUAUCUAAAGUGCUUCUGGCAGUGCUGCCUCCUGCCACGGUCAAUGCCUUUGCCAGGGUUUCCUGCAUCAGAGCUCACAACACUUACGACUGCAUUGACAAGAUUAGAGUGAACAAAGCUGAUGCUGUCUCCUUGGAUGCUGGAGAUGUAUAUUCGGCUGUGAAGCUUUAUGGCUUGACUGUGGUGGCAAAGGAGAUCUAUAUGGAAGGUAACUGUGUGUUUGCUGUAGCUGUGGCCAGACGAGGAAUGCUGGAUAUCCAAAGGUUGAAAGGGAGCCGCAGUUGCCACAAUGGAGCCAGGUGGACCUCUGGUUGGAACAUCCCUUUGGGCUUCCUUCUGGUUAGGAAUGACCUCGUGUGGGAUGAAGACCAGCCCCUCAGCCACAUUGUCAGUGAUUAUUUCAAUGCCAGCUGCAUCCCUGGCAUCGGAGUCGCCUCUCCGCAGCUCUGCUCCCUUUGCCAAGGACAGAAAUCCUACAUCCAGGACAAGAACCACUUCUGUGAGACCAGCGGUGGCGAACCCUUCUCUGGUUCAGAUGGGGCCUUCAGGUGCUUGAAGAAUGGGGUGGCAGAUGUUGCUUUCCUGGAUCACCUGGCCAUCAUGAAUGCCACAGAGUCAGAACAAGAAGAAUAUGAGUUGUUGUGUCCUGAUGGGUCCACAGCUCCCAUGACUGCUUACGCUGCCUGCAAUCUGGGCCGAGGGCCAGGACGGGCCAUUGUCACACGCCACAACUUCAAGAAGAUCGCCAAGAAGUUUCUCAAUGUCAUUCAGCAUCUAUUUGGAAGGAAGGGAAGAGAGAAGGCCAGAUUUGAGCUUUUUGCCUCUACGCCAUUCAGAGGAAAUAACCUGCUCUUCCACGAUGCGACGCACCGCUUCCAGCUUGUUGAUGAGGAGGCUGAAAUCAGCCAUGUUCUUGGCCUGGAUUAUGUUGCUCUGCUGCAGGGCUUGGGCCAUGAAGGGAGCUCCCUGGCCAACAGCCUGGUCCGCUGGUGUUGUAUCAGCAAUGCUGAACUCCGCAAAUGUGAGGAGUGGGCUCUGAAUGUCAGGUCACACCCACUGGUCUGUAUCCAAGCAAACUCUAUGGCCAACUGCAUUGAGCUGAUCAAGAACAAUGAGGCAGAUGCCGUUACACUGGACGCCACACAUGCCUACUUUGCAGGGAGAUGCGCUCUUGUUCCUGUGGCUGCAGAAUGUUAUGGAGAAGAAUGCACUUCAGCUCAGGGAGAAGAGGAAACUGAGAAGCUGGCCCACCUUACAGCUCGUCCUCCAAUUUAUGCAGUGGCCCUUGUCAAGAAGAAUGCCAAGCAUGUGAGCAUCUACAAUCUGGGGAGGAGGCGCUCCUGCCACAGCCAUGUGUACAGCCCAGGAGGGUGGCUCCUCCUUGCCCAGUACACGGUGGGGGCUCAGGAGAAUGGCACUGCCAACUGCAACCUCAGCUCUGCUUACGAGGAUUACUUCUGGAAGGGUUGCAUGCCAGGAGGUGGUGGGAACCUUUGCAAAGUCUGCAUUGGGCAAAAGGAGGCAGAGGGAGGAAGGGGGUCAUCCAGGUGUGCAGCCAAUCACAACGAACUCUACUAUGGAAACCUGGGUGCCCUCAGAUGCCUCUUUGGUGAUCCCACUGGAAGAAGUUUUGGUGAUGUGGCUUUUUUAGAACACCCUAACCUGCUCCAGAAUAUUCAGUACCUAGAUAGCUCAGGCUGGGCAAAAGGAUGUUCUCCAAGUGACCUUGAACUCCUGUGCCUUGAUGGCAGCCGCGCAAAUGUGACAGAGUGGAAAGUCUGCAACCUGGGCCUUGUCCCUCCCAAUAUAGUUGUGACACGCCCCGUAACUGUAGCAAAGGUCUAUGACUUCCUGGUGAAGUCACAGGAACAAAGCAUAGGCUUGACCUUUCAGCUCUUUCAAUCAAAGGCAUACGGUGAAAGUGACCUGCUCUUUAAAGAUGCCACUCGGCAUCUCAUUCCUACAAGCCACCUGGACUAUGAGACCAUCCUUGGGGAGCCCUUCUUCCAGCUUGCAGAGUCUGUUUUCAACUGCACACCUGCAGGCAUCCUGGACUUCUGCAAACAAGACACUUGCAUCUAUUCAGAGCAACACUGAUGUUGUUUCCAGGGAAACUCCCAAAACAGAAGUGAGACUGCAGUGGAAGAUUUGAUGCAUUCGCCAGGAAGGCAGAGAAUUGCCAGGAGGCUCUGUGGGCUUUAUCAGUGGCUGGCUGUUUUCCUUAGGAAACAUAUGCAAGGUGGGUUUUGUACACCAGCUAAUACUAGAAUGUCACCUGUGUUGGUAGCCAGCAUCCAGUACCACCAUGCUGGAAGAGCUCUUGAUUCCCCUGCUGCUUAAGUUUUCCUCAGGCUGUAUCUUCAGUUAUUCCAAAACAUACACUUGCUUAGAAACAUUUCACAGCAGCUUACCCUGGAAUGGCUUGCAUAAGAUUUACUUGCAGAGCUACUGAUAUUUAACAACUAGCCAUGCGUUUACCAAUCUGAUACUCUCCAGGU
This is a messenger RNA of Zootoca vivipara (common lizard), 4470 nucleotides long. The record is from RefSeq and is a predicted model, not a curated record. NCBI's taxonomy places the organism in Eukaryota, Metazoa, Chordata, Lepidosauria, Squamata, Lacertidae.